AUGUAUAAAAUGGAAUAUUCUUACCUCAAUUCCUCUGCCUACGAGUCCUGUAUGGCUGGGAUGGACACCUCGAGCCUGGCUUCAGCCUAUGCUGACUUCAGUUCCUGCAGCCAGGCCAGUGGCUUCCAGUAUAACCCGAUAAGGACCACUUUUGGGGCCACGUCCGGCUGCCCAUCCCUCACGCCGGGAUCCUGCAGCCUCGGCACCCUCAGGGACCACCAGAGCAGUCCGUACGCAGCAGUUCCUUACAAACUUUUCACGGAUCACGGCGGUCUCAACGAGAAACGCAAGCAGCGGCGCAUCCGCACCACGUUCACAAGUGCGCAGCUCAAGGAGCUGGAGAGGGUCUUCGCUGAGACGCACUACCCUGACAUCUACACCCGCGAGGAGCUGGCCCUGAAGAUCGACCUCACCGAGGCGCGAGUCCAGGUGUGGUUCCAGAACCGCCGCGCCAAAUUCCGCAAGCAGGAGCGCGCGGCAGCGGCUGCAGCGGCCGCGGCCAAGAAUGGCUCCUCGGGCAAGAAGUCUGACUCCUCCCGGGACGACGAGAGCAAAGAGGCCAAGAGCACUGACCCGGACAGUACUGGGGGCCCGGGCCCCAACCCCAACCCCACGCCCAGCUGCGGGGCAAGUGGUGGUGGCGGCGGCGGGCCCAGCCCGGCGGGAGCCCCGGGGGCGGCUGGGCCUGGGGGCCCCGGGAGCGAACCCGGCAAAGGCAGCGCUGCGGCGGCUGCAGCGGCGGCGGCGGCGGCAGCGGCGGCGGCGGCGGCGGCGGCGGCUGGAGGUCUGGCUGCGGCCGGGGGCCCCGGACAAGGCUGGGCUCCUGGCCCCGGCCCCAUCACGUCCAUCCCGGAUUCGCUCGGAGGCCCCUUCGCCAGCGUGCUAUCUUCGCUCCAAAGACCCAACGGUGCCAAAGCCGCCUUAGUGAAGAGCAGUAUGUUCUGA
This is a messenger RNA of Choloepus didactylus (southern two-toed sloth), 945 nucleotides long. RefSeq names its product paired like homeobox 2B (gene PHOX2B). NCBI's taxonomy places the organism in Eukaryota, Metazoa, Chordata, Mammalia, Pilosa, Megalonychidae. The record is from RefSeq and is a predicted model, not a curated record. Gene Ontology annotation, biological process: regulation of transcription by RNA polymerase II. The transcript is spliced from 3 exons. Bases 1 to 945 code for a protein of 314 amino acids. Gene Ontology annotation, molecular function: DNA-binding transcription factor activity, RNA polymerase II-specific; RNA polymerase II transcription regulatory region sequence-specific DNA binding.